Messenger RNA from Symbiodinium sp. CCMP2592, 3816 nucleotides. The record is from the annotation of a GenBank genome assembly. Lineage: Eukaryota; Dinophyceae; Suessiales; Symbiodiniaceae.
AUGGCCGAGGAAGACAAGUCGACGUCGGCGUGGUACAAGGUGCCGACGUGGGACGGGAGCCCAACGACAUGGCGGGCUUUCCAACGUGAGAUGAACUGGUGGCUCAGCUCCUUGGACGUGGAGUCGACCAAAAAGUUCAAUCUGGCGGCGCGGUGGCUGCUGAGGCAAAGCGGCGUCGUUCGCCAGAGAGGCGAAGAGUUUGCACCGGAAGACCUGGUUUACCAGAAGGAGGUGAAGGCCAAGGACCCCGACGGAGUCGAGAUCGUGGUGACCAAAGAGGAUGCCUUUGCUGGCAUAAAAAAGCUCAUGAACGCUUUGGAGGGCAUCAAUGGCAAGUCGGCGUUGGACAGGAAGGGCGAGCUGCGAAACCAGUUUUAUCUGACAUUGCGGCGCUCCCCAGGCGAGCGGUCGGCUGACUUCCUUAGCCGCUUCAGGGUGCUGACUGCCGAGAUGCGUGCCGAGGGCAUCGACCUCCCCACGGGCGAGCUUGGCUGGUUUCUUCGGGAGAAGUUGGGCCUGGACCCGCUGAGAAAGCAGACCUUCAUGCCUCCGACCCUGUUCCGCAAGCUUGGGGCGGAGCCGCGGGCGGGGCGUCUUCAUGGAGGAGCUCCGGGGCGAGCUCAUGGUCGGGACGGUCCGGGCAGAGCAGUGCUCAGCCGAACCUGGGCGGAAAAGGCCGAGGACGAGACCGUGGAGGAGACCUAUGAGCCGGAAGAGGAACCGCUCUGGCGGCUGAGCAAGACCCGCCUUCAAGAAGUUCGGCGUGAUCGUGGCUUUGGCCGGGCUGGCGGUGGAACCGGGGCUGGACUUGCCAAGCCCAAGGGUGGCGGCCGUGGCGGCGGCUCUCCUUCUUCAUCUUCGGAGCCGAGAGUCAACGAGACGGCCGUGGCUAGUACUCUGGAGCAUGCCUUGGAGAACAUGUGUCCCCGCGAAGAAGGCUACCUUUCGGCACUUCGUGAAAUCCCUUGCUGGGAGGCAGUGCGGCCCCUCCUGGCCACCGAGAUCGAGAUCGAGAACGAGACCUUUAAGUUCGGCAAUGACGGGACAAAGGCCAGUCUUGAGCGGCACCGGCUUCCCAUCACAGUUGGUGACUCCGUUGUCUGUGUGUGGACCAGCGUUGUGGAGGUGCGGUCGCUCGGGCUGUUGCUCGGCAGAGACUUCCUCGAGGCCAUCGGCGGUCACUUCUACUUGGAGCUCCUUCCGAAGACCUUCUCCGAGGACCUUGGCCGGCGGUGGACCAGACAAGGCGCCGAUGGGGUUCUGGAAGUGCAGGUCAGUUGUGCUGAGUGGGCCCGCCGGAGAGUCGCAGCUGUGAAGCCGAGUGUGCAUGAGCAACUUUCCUCUGAAGCUUUGUUGGUGCGUUCGCCGGGUGACCUCUCAAGAUCGAAGGCGUCAGCUGGAGAUUCAGUUCGAUGUGCCGGUGCCGCGCCCUAUGUUGCGAGGACCGGCCGAGGAGCGAGCAGUGCGAGUAUGCCACCGGCUGUGUCGUAUGUGCCUACGGCUCCUCGAAAGAAACCCUCACUUCGCUAUGUGCCCCUGCUGUACAGCAACACACGCUCCUUGGAGGCCAUGGUGAAACAAGGUGCCUUGCCCAGGCGCCAUUACCGAGCAGCCCUCAUGCAGCGCAAGUUCGACGACGUGGGGCUGCUGAAGGACGCUGGGUACUUGAGGGACAGGUACACCAAGGGCGUGAAGGCAGCGAUCCAGAACCAGCUGGUCGAUCGGUUGCGCAAGGAGGCUGCCGAGAAGAAGGCCAAGGGCGAAGAGCUGUUGGUGGUUCUCCUCCAUGUCGAGGUCCAGACCAACGACACCGUCGUGGGCUACCGCAGCCGGCUCCCAGACAGGAGAUUCGCAGGCGGGCUGGACAGCAAGAUCAACCGGAAGUUCGGACAGCCGGCCCAGGACCAGCGCAUGACCGCAAUGGAGCACAUGAUGGCGAUGGCCGGCCACCAGCAUCAUGGGGUCUUGCCCGGGGCAGCGCCUCUCGAUCACUGUGACUGUUGCCGAGGACUGCAGGACCGAGCGCUGACGGCGCCUUUCGUGGCGCCUUCCUUGGAAUGGCCGCUUCCUCUUCGGAGCGGCGUGUGUGACGAGGUGGUUCGAGCAGCGCAAGCCAAGGGCCAUGCCGUGAAGUUGCUGCCGAACCGGGACCGCCCCUACUUUCUACUUCUUCGUGCUGCUGGGCCGUCCCCUUUCCUCAACCUACGCCCGACGGCCAGACCCGCCGCUGAAAAGAAAACUUUGGAUGCCACGGCAAAGGUCAUCCAGCAGGCCUUGGCACACCGGCGGUCUGGCCGGCACUUUCUUUUGGAACUUUUCCCGGCGCUGAUCCGCGGCACACGCCCGAGGCCCGAGGGCCAGGAGCUGAAGGACGAGCCCGGUUUCUGCUCAAAGGGCGGACCGCCGCACGGGGAACGUGACUGCGGGUCGGACUCUGAAGACGGAGCCGUGACGACCGAGGUGGCGAAGGAAGUGCCGGUGUCGGCGGCUGUGAGGCAGGCGGUGCGCCGGCUGCACGAAAACACGGGCCACCGUAGCCCCAAAAGGCUGGCGCGGGCUCUUGUUAUUGCAGGUGCCCCUCUUGAGGCAGUGAUAGCGGCCAAGCAGCUGAGGUGCAGUGUGUGUGAGGAGAAGCGGCCGCCGAAAACACAACGGCCGGCAUCCCUUCCUGCUCCUCAGGAGCCGGGCGACCAGAUCGCCCUUGACAUUUUCGACUCCUUCGACGUUGCCGGGGGCCGGUAUGGGAUCCUUCAUGCGGUUGAUGCGGUGACUCGGUUCCAGAUGGCUGUGCUGGUGGAACACAAGUCGAGUGCUGAAGUGAUCCGGUUCCUGAAGGAGCGUUGGGCACCGGUGUUUGGAACCCCCCGGACCAUUGUGAUGGACCAGGGCCGGGAGUUUGCCAGCCACGAGGUGGAACAAUAUGCCGCGGAGAACAAUGUGUUUCUGCACUUCAUUGCGGUGCAGGCUCCCUGGCAGAAUGGGCUGUGCGAGCGUGUUGGCGGAAUAGUGAAGACGGUGCUGGCGGCAGCGACUGCAUCACAGUCUAAUGGGCGAAGAGGAGAUGAAGACCGGCGGCCGUCGGGAGGCAACCUUUACCUCCUGCGGACGCGCUUGGCAACGGGCGUGCUCCAGAGCGAGGCCGCCACCGUUGGCACCAUCCUGCGAGCCAACGCCCUUGUGAAGGAGUUCAAGGCCACGAGUGAGUUUGCGUUGAAAUUCCGGCCGAUGGACCUGGAGGGCGCGGGCAUCGUGGUAGUUUCGGAUGCCAGCCUUAGCAAUGUCACCAAGGAGGGCUUCGUUGGCGAAAAGCCCUUGGAGAGGGUCUACUCUCAAAGCUGCUACUGCGUCUUGCUGAACGAGAAGAUCGAAGAGGCCUUCGACGUCGGCCAGUACUGUCGUGGGCAUUGGGCCGAAGUGCUUGGCUAUGACCUCUCCUUCAAGAAUGACACCUUCGACAAGACCAACAGCGACACGCCGUCAUAUGGUUCUCAGAAGUCACUGGCUUUCACCAUUGCCUGGCUUCGGGGAAUGGUGGCUAAGGCCAACGUGAGCCUGAAGUGGACGGCGACCUCCAACAUGUUUGUGGACGCCGGGACCAAGGACAUGCCCCAGGACCACAUGAGGUUCGAGGCAGCGAAGUACCCGCUGCGAACCACAUUCGCCUUGUACCACGACCAAAAUGGUCGCGGGGCCUGGAGGCUCCUUGAGAAGGAUGCCUCGUACGGGCGCCAACUGAAGGCCUUAGAUCGCGAGGCGGCUGUUCUGGUGACACUGUUUCGGACCAACAAAGAGAAGGAAACCAAUGUGGAAACAUGA